Messenger RNA from Oncorhynchus kisutch (coho salmon), 1009 nucleotides. Its product is annotated as C-C chemokine receptor type 7-like. The transcript is spliced from 2 exons. Gene Ontology annotation, molecular function: C-C chemokine receptor activity; C-C chemokine binding. Lineage: Eukaryota; Metazoa; Chordata; Actinopteri; Salmoniformes; Salmonidae. Gene Ontology annotation, cellular component: external side of plasma membrane; membrane. Bases 445 to 810 code for a protein of 121 amino acids. The record is from RefSeq and is a predicted model, not a curated record. Gene Ontology annotation, biological process: positive regulation of cytosolic calcium ion concentration; G protein-coupled receptor signaling pathway; immune response.
UGCACUCCGCAGUUGAACACUUUCACUGCUGUAUGUGUAAAAUAGGACAUGUCACAUUGAAGCUACAGACAAUAGUUCACAGUUACUGUGAUGUUUAUAUCUUCUCUUUUUGUCAUGGACUUGAUUGUACAUCAUGACAUUCAAUAACUAAAUCAUGAUAGAAGGCCUACUAUUUUCUGCAGAAAUAUAUUUUUUCUCCACAGGUGAUAAACAUGGAGGUGCAUAAUGCGAUGCAAACAGAUGAAUAUGAUUAUUAUGACCCAAAAGACUACACUGAAGGUUAUCCUGAUGAAAGUGGAACAGAAUAUAUCUGUAACCUGAAUCUCAACCGUGAUAUGGAGAUAGUCAUACAGACCUACGUCCAUUCCUUCAUCUGUGCAUUCGGUCUCAUGUGGCAAUGCGUUGGUGAUUGUUACAUAUGCCUUCUACAAGAAAGCCAAGACCAUGACGGACGUGUACCUUCUGAACGUGGCUGUGGCAGAUCUGCUGUUCAUCGUGACCCUGCCACUCAUCAUCUACAAUGAGAAGCAUGACUGGAGCAUGGGCUCAGUGGUCUGCAAGGCAGUGCGUGUGGUCCUAGCUGUGAUGGUGGCCUUCAUCGUGUAUCACCUGCCCUACAAUGUGGCCCUGCUCUACCACACAGUGGCAUUGUUCCAACAGAGGGAGUGUGAGGUGGGGAAGGUCAUCCUCACCACCCUCACCACCACCAGGAGCGUGGCCUACUUCCACUGGUGCCUCAACCCCAUCCUGUACCCCUUCAUUGGGGUCAAGAUCAGGAACCACUUCAGGAAGAUCCUGGAGGACCUGUGAUGCCUGGGCAGGAAGUACAUCUACCCUUUGGUCACUCCAAUGAUGGAUCCAACAAUGAGAAUGGCUCCUUGUUCACCAUGUGAAGAUGGGAGUAGGUAGAGAUUGCCUCAAACUACUAUGGGUGAUGAUAACAUGGUUAGUCAGGGAGUCCAGUAGUGAGUCCUUUUUCUCCCCAAUUUCAUGAUAUCCAAUUGCGAUC